AUGUUCCCAUAUCUGGAGCGAUUUCAGCGAGUCGGCGCUCGCGACCUCGGCGCCCUCCAAGAUGCGUUACAAGAACUCAUGCAGAGAGAUCCUGGAUCAACUCAUCGCUCCCUAAUCCGCACAAUUAGACCCAUACUCGCCAAGGGUGUCGCAUUCAGCCUCUUGGAAGGCGAACCCCCUUUCGGCGAGCCCUUAUCUGAAGUGCGGAAGAACGACGACAUACUUCAUAACGUCUUCGCCUCUUUCGCCGCGAUAACUUUGCUAUACAAGCAUUUUGGCUCUCCAAACUCGGAUAACUCAGAGCUCCUUGACGUACCGCCAAUUGCCCUUGACAAGGUCUUCCGCUGGAUCGACUUCAUGCAUCCCAUGCACGGCUAUAUUCGUGGCCUUUACCCGCCAGACGGCAGCCUCAGUGAAGUGACUCCAGUAUGCAGCAUCCUCGGUAGCAUUCUUUACUGCGGUCGUCCAUACGUCGCCCGCUUCGUCGACGAACAGCAACCGCGUAUCAUCACCCUCGUCCUCGACCUCUGGCUUGCCUACCCCGCAUACCUGCGCGGCAAAACCAGACACGUCUCGUCCGCCCAAUUCAUCUCCGAGGCCAUCCUCGGCCUGUUCCAUAUCUUGCUCCCCCGCGCCACCCAGUCCUCCUCGCUGCUCACCGCCGAGCUCACGCGCCUCGUCGGCGGCCAUCUCUCGCGUGUCCCCCGCUGCAUCGAAGCGCAGACGCGCCUCAUGCUGCGCGCGGGAACGGCCGUGGAGGGCUCGACGUGGAACGUGCACUUCGUCGCGGCGCGCAGGGUGCUCGUAUACGGUGACCUCUCCGGCGUGCGCAUAGGGCGCGACCUGCUCGAGAGCGUAAUGUCCGGCGCACGGGUCUGCCUCCAGAGUCCCGGAGCAGCGAAGUCGAGGGUGGCGGCAUGUACGGCGGUGGAGCUACUUACGGAUAUCGUGGUGGACCCUCGGCAUACGCGGCAGACGGUGCGCGCCCUGAACGAGGGCGUUCUCGGGUACAUGCUCGAGCACUGCGUCGCUCUGCAAAGCGAGGAGGGCAUCCAGCGACUGGCUCGCCAUCUCCAGGAUAGCUUCUGGUGCCCAGCCGUCCUUCGCGCCUUCCGCCGCGGCUGCGACAGUAUGGCCCUACCCGGCGCACUGAGCAGCAUAUCACAGAAGUAUACCGACCUCAGGACGCUCGUGAACCGCUUCGACCUUUACUGGGAGCUUUACACGGCCUUCUGCGAAGAAAAGGCGUGGAAACGCGUGAGCUGGUGCAAUGCUUUAUGUGUACGUUCCAAACAGGAUAAUCGCGACUAUGAGGUCAAGCCAUGCGCGUGCGGGGACGUCUUCUAUUGCUCGGUCGAAUGUCAGCGCGCUCACUGGGUCGCGGAGCAUCGGUAUACCUGCACUUAUCGAACGACAGGCGUUCUCCGCUCAGACGGCGCUCUCAAAGUCGAGGACGUCAUAUUCGUCGGACACUGCGCGAAGGCGGCUAUCGACCGCCGUGCGGACUGGCUCGGCGACGAACUGACCGCCCGUGCGCGCGCCGAACCUGGGAUGCAGUUCUGUGUGCGCGUCGACUUCACGAGCGAGGAGCGACGGGAGACAGAGCUCGGUUGGUCUGCGGAUGCGCAACGGCCCCGAGAGUCCUCCCCGGACAAUCCAACGACCUCGAGAGACGCGUACGGCUGCAGGAUUAGUAUGUGGAGCGUUGAGAGUCCCAUUGUCGACAUCCCGGAUCCGAACUACAAGCAUCAGAUUGCGGUGGAAGUGAGCAUCACCGUGGGGAGGAACCGUUUUACUCAAGUUCUUCCUUUCGCGCACGAGUUGACCAGGGCUGAUGUUGAGGAUGAUAAAGCUUCGGAGGAGGCGAGCGCGGGAUCGUAG
Messenger RNA from Schizophyllum commune H4-8, 1881 nucleotides. RefSeq lists its product as uncharacterized. Lineage: Eukaryota; Fungi; Basidiomycota; Agaricomycetes; Agaricales; Schizophyllaceae. The record is from RefSeq and is a predicted model, not a curated record. Bases 1 to 1881 code for a protein of 626 amino acids. The transcript is spliced from 3 exons.